AUGGAUAUUCUGACUGCACGACGUCCGGAUAUCAAAUACAACCAGAACUCAUCUUCACUAAGUUAUUCUACCUUGCCAGACCUGAUCUCCAGAUCUAAGAGCAUGACGUUCUCUAACUACAUUGGCUUGGAGACCAUCUACAUAUUUUGCACAAACUCGUCUCCCAUCCAGCACAACUGGGCUUGGAGUUCACUCUGCUGUCAACUUCUCUGGUGGUCUGACAGGUCUACAAGAGUUAGAGUCUCUGAAAGUUCCGGCAAUUUAUUCUGCUGCCCAGGCUGCUCUUUACAGCAGGCACACCCCGGCUGA
Protopolystoma xenopodis is the source of this 309-nucleotide messenger RNA. NCBI's taxonomy places the organism in Eukaryota, Metazoa, Platyhelminthes, Monogenea, Polystomatidea, Polystomatidae. The record is from the annotation of a GenBank genome assembly.